Molecule: messenger RNA, 3015 nt
Organism: Pomacea canaliculata
Lineage: Eukaryota; Metazoa; Mollusca; Gastropoda; Architaenioglossa; Ampullariidae
Product: ectoderm-neural cortex protein 1-like
Exons: 5
Coding region: 1229-2692 (487 amino acids)
Molecular function (GO): protein binding
Source: RefSeq, a predicted model, not a curated record
CCGACAUGUCACAAAUAUUGCAACCAUCUUUCUUUCUUUUUUGUCUUUACUUAUUAUUUAUUCUGUAUGCACUAUAAGUACCAAACCCAAAAGAUAGAAUGUUAAAUUUGCCAUGUAAUGUCUUUCCUUCUUUGAUCAAGGAAUACGAACCAAUACACACAGCUGAAGAACUCGAUACAACACUCGUCGGUACUAAGUUUUGCAUGUCCAGAAAUUUUAAUUUCGAUGUCACCCGCAACUGGCAUUAAAUAACAGCCGAUAUGCCUCUUCUUCUUCAUCGCAUGCUCUUAAAAAUUUCCUAAAUGGCGAAGCUUCUAGAGUUUUAGACUAUAAGCCGUCUACACGCUGAUCCAGGUGGAAAACUUUUGUGUACAUUUUUAAGUAUUUCAAAACAGCUAAAUCAAUUUUUAUUUAACUUGUAAAGGUCGUUCGAUAACUUGAGAGUGAAAUGAUAGAGACCAAACUUUUAUUAGCGCCAUCUUUUUUCCGAGGAUUUCUUACCUUCCCCAUCCCUCUUUGUAGUCGGACAUUCAGCCCCGACAGUUUGGAUAAGUAUCCAACCGGUUCCCUUAUGACAAAGAAGUCCACAGUCUCCAUAGAUGAAUGAAUAGUAAUGUAAGUCAGCAAAUAACGACCGCAGGCAAAUGACGACGAAGUCAAAUAACAAAUGCGUUACUCAACUAUUCCACGACACUUUACCUGCCUAGCCUAAUUUUAACCCACGCAUAAAUCUCAAACAUCAUCAUCAUCAUCAUCAUCAUCAUCAUCAUCAUCAUCAUCAUCAUCAUCAUCAUUUUCAUCAUCAUCCCUUUGACUCAAUCACCAAGCAUGUCGACCUACCCUGGUCUGGUGGUAGCUGUCGUCGUAGAGACCAGAAUAGACGCUGCAGCGGUCAUGACGUGCAUGUUGGCCGGUCAUAUUGUUGCCUGAAGUAAUUUGUCUCUUCCUUUAUGUUUACCAUCCAGUUCUGUGCAUGCCGAUGUUUGUAGCAUAGCAUGUAUUUCAACAACUGACUGUUAUUGUUGCACAAAUUAAAGAAAUAUAUAUCUUGUCAGGUAAAAUGCAUUUCUUUUUAAUGUUCCUCCACUAUCAGUGAAACACGUUAUUUUGUCAUGAAAACAGUUUACUGGAUUGAAAAAUUGUGCUGCCUAUGUAAAGUUUGCUCUUGCUUUAAUAUAUAUUGUUGUUUAGUUAAACGUUUUUGUGUAUAUUGCUACUGCAGAUCCUCAUGGAGUCUCUAAAUAUCAAACACAUGAUCGCUGACAGUAUAUUUGAAGGCAUUGGCUAUUUGAAUUAUGAAAAAAAAUUUUGGGACGUGAACAUUCAUGUAAAGGGCCAGAGAUUCUGUUGCCACCGUGUACUUCUGGCUUCUGUUUCAAAAUUUUUUGAGAAUAAUCUGGCGCCUGAUAAUAAGAAGAACUAUCCUUUCAAUGUUUUCAUCAUCAACGACAACGUGACUCCUCAACUGUUUGGCUCUUUACUAGAGAUCCUGCACACAGGCAAAGAUCCUGUAACCGUGGAGUCAGUGAAAGAUUAUUUGAAGAUGUCUGCCUAUCUCCAGAUCGACUUCCUAACGAAGUAUUGUGAAAGUUUUCUUAUGAACAAUUUUACAGCUAAUAAUGUAUUAAGUUUUUGGAAGUUUGCUCAAGCCCACAGUUUGCCAAAUGUGGCUAAAAUCUGCUACACGUGGGCUGCUGAACACAUCGACAUACUACCACAGGACGAGUUGCUCAGCCUCCCCAAGUCCAUGCUCCUCAUUAUCCUGUCCCUUCAAAAAAAGCUCAGCAUGGACGCCGUCUGCCAGACGAUCUUAUCUUGGGUGGAAAUUGAUCUUGACAAGAGACAGACUUACCUGGAAGAGUUGCUUCCUUUUGUUUGUUUUCCACACCUGAGUCCAUCGUAUUUGUUUGACUUGUCAUGCAAUCUCCGGUAUCAGCUGAACGAUGUUCUAUGUGGUGGCAUAAGUCAAGGUGUCGAGUUCUAUUUGAAAGGUAUCUGCGGCAAUGAUGCCAAUAUUCAGAUGCAGAUUCUGGCCCAGCAAACUGUGAAGCUACAGCUACCUGAUAUAGCACCCUGUUGUGUGGCUAUCGGGGUAAAAACUGAAAUGAAUUCCUCACCACAAGGCAUUUAUACGAUUUCUACCAAGACUUGUUGUCCAUUAGCACCUGUACCUAAGAACCCAGGGCUGCAUUUUGCAAGCUGCACAUGGCAAAAUGCGAUUUACCUCAGUGGCGGGGUAACGCAGCCCAACUUCUUUGCUGUAUACAGACCAGGCGACAAUCAGUGGCAAGAGCUGCCUGACCUGCCUGGCAAUGGUCGUGCACAACAUGCAAUGGCCGCUGUCAACUCCUGCAUCUACGUCAUUGGAGGAUCGCUUAGUAAACGGCGGUUUCCCAACAACAGACAACCAUCUAGUGUCUUGAAGUACGACUUGAAAUCCUCUACGUGGCAUGAUUUCUGCAUCCUACCAGAAGAUGUGCUUGAAGCUACAGCUGCUGUUCUCGGUCACAGGAUUUACCUUUUUGGUGGGGUGAACUCUGACCUUGUGCAGUGUGUGGAUACAUGCGGGUGCAGUGCCUAUACAGCAGGUUAUCUUCCCUGCACGCUCACACUACGCGCCCUUAGCAAUGGAGGAAUCAUUUACGUUGUUCUGAGCCCUAAGGAAAUUUUGAGAAUGUGGGAAACAUUUUGACAUGGCUGAGAAAAUAGAAGAGAGCUUGGCUGUACAAAAAGAUGGAAACCUUUCUCAGGAAUUGCCUGUGUGUGAAACAGUUUCAUUUGUUCAAAUCAAAACGCAAGCAGUGCUCGGAUUUUUUCCUGAGCAAUGCUACUUUUCUGCUUGCCUGCUCGAUGGUGUGAUAACUAUGGUUAGCGGACGAACUGACCAGGGUCAGCUACGCACUACUAUAGAAAGCAUCGAUAUUGAAACUGGUGAUCGCUGCUGUGAACCGAUUGACCUCGAGGGUCUGGUCGCUUGUGGUCUUCAUGUUCUGAAUGUACCGCAAGUACAUGUCA